This is a messenger RNA of Caenorhabditis remanei, 363 nucleotides long. RefSeq lists its product as uncharacterized. Bases 1 to 363 code for a protein of 120 amino acids. The transcript has 2 exons. Lineage: Eukaryota; Metazoa; Nematoda; Chromadorea; Rhabditida; Rhabditidae. The record is from RefSeq and is a predicted model, not a curated record.
AUGCCAAUAACGGCAUCGAUUGACUCCGCGAGCGCAUCGUCCCGUUUGAAACUCUUUGCAUAUCGGAAUGCCGCCGAUUGUGUCGCCGUGACCGACGGCGGCGAUGGCACGCGCCAGGAUAAGCAAAAUCACGGCACACAUCGUCGCGCUGUGGCUGUUGCUGCGACUGUGGUUUAUGUGAAUGAGAAUCUUGAUUCUGCGAAUUCUGAUGAUUCUGCUGAUGAUGUGACUGUGGUGGUUGUGGUUGUGGUGGUACUGGCGCAUUGUUGUUUUGCGAGUGCAUUUCUUGAUUUUGAGGCGCGGGGUCCAACGGCUUCUGAUCCCCGUUCUCGUGGUCGGCCAUCUGAAAAAUGGAGUUUUUGA